This is a messenger RNA of Naegleria gruberi, 1662 nucleotides long. RefSeq lists its product as uncharacterized. The transcript has a single exon. The coding region runs from base 1 to 1662 and encodes 553 amino acids. Gene Ontology annotation, molecular function: DNA binding; DNA photolyase activity; FAD binding. The record is from RefSeq and is a predicted model, not a curated record. NCBI's taxonomy places the organism in Eukaryota, Heterolobosea, Eutetramitea, Acrasida, Naegleriidae. Gene Ontology annotation, biological process: photoreactive repair.
AUGUCCACAACCAACAACACUCUCAAGAAAGCCCUCUUGUGGUUCCGAAAUGAUUUACGUCUUCACGAUAAUGAAAGUCUCAUCAAAACUCUUCGACUUGCAAACUCAUCCAAUAAUAACACAUCAAAGGUUGGAGUAUUGCCACUCUAUUGCUUUGAUCCGAGACAUUUUGGAUUCUCUAGGAUUGGUAAAUUCAGAAAGGCCAAUGCAAAUAGAACUCGUUUCCUUACUGAAUCAGUUGACAAUUUGAGAAAGAAUUUGAUGAAUGAAUGGGGACUCAAGUUGAUGAUUCAAAUAGGACACCCAGAGGAGAUUAUUCCACAUUUGUGUUCUCAAUAUGAAAUUGAACAGGUUUUUGCAGAUAAGGAAGUAACAAGUGAGGAAACAAGUAUUGAACAAGUGUUGGAAAAACAAAUCAAUGUGAAUUAUUCUUAUGGAUUUUCAAUGGUUCAUGUUGAGGAUUUACCAUUCAAAAUAGAAAACCUUCCUCAUGUUUUUACUGAUUUUAGGAGAAAGGUCGAAAAUCCAAAGCUCAUAGUGAGACCACUUCUUCAAUUGAGUCCAAACGAAAAGAAACUAAUCUCAUCACGAGUAGUUAACCUCAUCCAAGAUGAAAAUGCACUUGGUAAAACACCAGAUUUGAAAGUUUUAGGAUAUACAGAUGAGGAAAUCUCAGAAAUGAUGGAAAAUCUCAAAGAUCCUCGUUCAGUUCUCCACUUCAAGGGAGGUGAGGAUGAAGCUCUUGCUCGCCUCAAUGACUAUCUCUGGACACAGGACAGACUGAAAACAUAUAAGGAAACCAGAAAUGGUCUCGUUGGAGAGGCAUACAGUAGUAAGCUGAGCCCAUGGCUUUCACUCGGUUGCAUUUCACCUCGUAAAAUUUAUCACGAAGUGAAAAGAUAUGAAAAGGAAAGAGUUGAAAAUGACAGCACUUAUUGGUUGAUUUUUGAAUUAUUGUGGAGAGAUUACUUUAGAUUCUUUGCUGAAAAGUUUGGAAAUCAUAUUUUCAUGUUGAAAGGUGUCACUCGUGCUUCAUCGAAAAGGAAGGGUCUGAUUGGAGAUAGCUCUUCCAAUAAGGUAGAAUCGAAAUAUGACGAAACUCGAUGGAAACAAGAUUUAAAAUUGUUCAAAUUGUGGGCAGAUGGUAAAACUGGUCUUCCAUUCGUUGAUGCCAACAUGAGAGAGCUCAAAAUUUCAGGUUGGAUGAGUAAUAGAGGUCGUCAAAAUGUUGCCAGUUUCCUCAGUAAGGAUUUGAAUUUGGAUUGGAGAUUGGGAGCUGAAUAUUUUGAAAGCUUACUAUUGGACCAUUCAGUGACGAGUAAUUGGGGUAAUUGGCUCUAUGCUGCUGGUGUUGGUGAUGUGGAUCCGAGAGGAGAGGCCAGAUAUUUCAAUGUUGUGAAACAGGGCUUUGAUUAUGAUUUCAAUGGAGAGUUUGUCAAGUUGUGGAUUCCUGAGCUUGAUCAGGUUCCCCAACGAUGCAUUCAUGCACCUUACUUGAUGAGUGAGUCUGAGCAGACGAAUGCUAAAUGUACUAUUGGAGUGGAUUAUCCUAAAUCAUUGGUGAAUGUGAAGGCUCAUCAUCAUUUGAAUGAGAAUGGAGUCAAGGCAAAUUAUAAACAUAAAACUGGUAAGGCCAAUGAAAGGGAGAGAAAAAUCAGAUAA